Mandrillus leucophaeus (drill) is the source of this 796-nucleotide messenger RNA. It is a transcript of the gene COQ7, whose product is annotated as coenzyme Q7 homolog, ubiquinone (yeast). Gene Ontology annotation, molecular function: 3-demethoxyubiquinol 3-hydroxylase activity. Gene Ontology annotation, cellular component: mitochondrial inner membrane; nucleus. The transcript has 5 exons. Bases 63 to 650 code for a protein of 195 amino acids. NCBI's taxonomy places the organism in Eukaryota, Metazoa, Chordata, Mammalia, Primates, Cercopithecidae. The record is from RefSeq and is a predicted model, not a curated record. Gene Ontology annotation, biological process: determination of adult lifespan; regulation of reactive oxygen species metabolic process; regulation of gene expression.
CCGAGCCAAAGGCAGUAUUGGCCCGCUCCUUUCAACGAAGUGGUUGCUCUUUUGUGCCGGCAAUGAGUUGCGCCGGGGCGGCGGCGGCUCCCUGCCUGUGGCGGCUGCGCCCGGGCGCCCGGCGGUCGCUCUCAGCUUAUGGAAGAAGGAUCAUUGUCAGAUUUCGCAGUUCAGGAAUGACCUUAGACAAUAUCAAUCGGGCAGUUGUGGAUCGAAUAAUCCGGGUGGAUCAUGCGGGCGAAUAUGGAGCAAACCGCAUCUAUGCCGGGCAGAUGGCCGUCCUGGGUCGGACAAGCGUCGGGCCAGUCAUUCAGGUGGUCAUAUCUGCUUCUUUCUUUUCUGGUCUGGGUUUAACAAUCCCAGGGGCAGGGACCGCCUUGCUCGGGAAGGAAGGUGCAAUGGCCUGCACCGUGGCGGUGGAAGAGAGCAUAGCACAUCACUACAACAACCAGAUCAGGAAGCUGAUGGAGGAGGACCCUGAAAAAUACGAGGAACUUCUUCAGGUGAUAAAGAAAUUUCGGGAUGAAGAGCUUGAGCACCAUGACACAGGCCUUGAACAUGAUGCCGAAUUGGCUCCAGCCUAUGCCGUCCUGAAGAGCGUUAUCCAAGCUGGAUGCAAAGUGGCGAUAUAUUUAUCAGAAAGAUUGUAAAGUGUGUCCAGUUAUGCCUGCCUAUAAAAGAUGACAGUAAUUUACCAAGGGACAUUUGCAGAGAAACAAGUGUACAGUUAUCAUUGUACUUUUGUGCAAUGUGAAUUUUGUUAAUUAAAUUAUAGGGUUUCUUUUUUAAAAAAAAA